CCCUGCCUUCUUCUACUGUCUCCUCCUUCUCCUCCUUCCUUCCUUCCUUCUUCUCUUCCUUCUCCUCCAUCCAUCCAGCCAUGUCCUCCAUCCUCCCUUUCACUCCUCCGAUCGUGAAGCGCCUCCUGGGAUGGAAGAAGGGAGAGCAGAAUGGCCAGGAGGAGAAGUGGUGCGAGAAGGCGGUCAAGAGCCUGGUCAAGAAGCUCAAGAAGACCGGGCAGCUGGACGAACUGGAGAAGGCCAUCACCACCCAAAGCGGGGGCACCAAGUGCAUCACCAUCCCCAGGUCGCUGGAUGGACGGCUGCAGGUCUCCCACCGAAAAGGUCUCCCACACGUCAUCUAUUGCCGGCUGUGGCGGUGGCCGGAUCUUCACAGCCAUCAUGAGCUCCGUGCCAUGGAAAUGUGCGAAUACGCCUUCAACAUGAAGAAAGACGAAGUCUGCGUGAAUCCGUAUCACUAUCAAAGAGUGGAGACGCCAGUGUUACCUCCAGUCUUGGUGCCAAGACACACAGAAAUCCCAGCCGAGUUCCCUCCGUUGGACGACUACAGCCAUUCCAUCCCAGAGAACACUAACUUCCCAGCUGGCAUCGAACCUCAGAGCAACUACAUUCCAGAGACACCUCCACCAGGCUACCUGAGCGAAGAUGGGGAAAGCAGCGAGCAUCAGAUGAACCAUAGCAUGGAUGCAGGUUCUCCAAAUCUGUCUCCAAAUCCGAUGUCUCCAGCGCACAAUAAUUUGGAUCUCCAGCCCGUCACUUACUGCGAACCAGCCUUCUGGUGCUCCAUAUCGUACUAUGAACUCAACCAGAGAGUCGGGGAGACCUUCCACGCUUCCCAGCCUUCGAUGACGGUGGAUGGCUUCACAGACCCUUCCAAUUCAGAACGCUUCUGCCUGGGCUUGCUCUCUAAUGUAAACCGCAACGCAGCCGUGGAACUCACCCGGCGACACAUUGGGAGAGGUGUGAGGCUAUACUACAUCGGAGGGGAGGUGUUUGCCGAGUGCCUUAGCGACAGUGCCAUCUUCGUCCAGUCUCCCAACUGCAACCAGCGCUAUGGCUGGCACCCGGCCACCGUCUGCAAGAUCCCGCCAGGCUGUAACUUGAAGAUCUUCAACAACCAGGAAUUUGCAGCUCUUCUGGCCCAGUCUGUGAAUCAGGGCUUCGAGGCUGUCUACCAGCUGACCAGAAUGUGCACCAUCCGGAUGAGCUUUGUCAAGGGCUGGGGAGCAGAAUACAGGCGGCAGACAGUCACAAGCACGCCUUGCUGGAUCGAGCUCCACCUGAACGGUCCGUUGCAAUGGCUGGACAAGGUCCUCACACAGAUGGGUUCCCCCAGCAUUCGCUGCUCCAGCGUCUCUUAAGAGAAAACAGACAGGGAGUUGUGUCAUGAAAGCUGAGACUCAGAAACAGAACCUCUCCAAACUCCUGGCUUAGAACAAACUAUGUCAGCCCUUUACCUGAGAAUUUUACUUUUUUUACACUCAUCUGUCUGAAUAACUGAUAACCAUGAAAAGGAGGACGUCAGGGUUGAGGCCUUUCCAAAUUCAGUCCUGCGUAGUAACUGCUCCUUCCUUCCAGUGCCACGAACCUGAUGUAGCACCGUUGGCUGAGCUCCUGGUUCUUGUCAUCACCCAAAUGUUGGAUGCAUUAUAGAAGAUGCUUUGACUUCCUGUUCCAAAGGCCUUACAUCAUGUAUUUGGAGGGACACGGCCUCCCUAUAGUUGUUUUCAAAGCCGGUCUCAAGAUGAACGAGACUAUGGAUAGCCCCUGCCCCAUCUUGCCACUUGGUUAGAGAACGUCCGAUGGGAACAACUCAGGAAGGAUCGAGAACCCCUUUUCAACAUCUCCAUUUUGAGCAUUGGCUCCUGCAUCUCCAUUUCUUCCUGCUGGGCCAGUCUCUGCUAAACCUUGGGACAGGAAAGUUCUUCAGAUUAAAAUCUGGCAGCAACGGAUGAGAUUCGGAAACGGGGGGUAUCUUGCAGCGGUAAAAUUUGCAAGUGAUGCCAUUGCUGUCGUGAUUUCAGAGAUGGGGCCUGCAAGCAUUGCCCUGUUAAAGACUUAAUGCUGCAGCAGGGCAUGCUUUUUCAUGAUGCCUUUAUGCCAGGGAGAUCUUGCUGCUUCCUCUAGAGGAGUUUGGCUACUUUGCUAGUAUGUGAAGUUCUUCUUGCAUUGGCUUCAUCCACUCUUGGAGCAUCCUCAUGGUGUGCCAGUCCUCUUAACCAUUCAAGAUUGCUUUCAGGGGUUAAAGAAUUCAUUAGGAGAGAUGUUCUCCAAAGUGCAAACUUCAGUGGAUUGUCAGUGAAGGACUGAGGGAGAAGGGCUGGAAGGGGAGGCAUUUAAAAGAAAAACGUGUCUAGGGACAAACUGAGACAAGUGCAUGACUCUGCACUGCACUGACCUUUGGUCACACAACUGUCCAGCAAAAACUGAUCUUCCCCUCUCCUAAAGAAAGGCGGACAAUGUUAUUUGGUUAAGAAAUGCAUGUUUGGCCUCUCCAGAAUUCCAAAAUUCCAAUUCCAAGAUCAUUUAAAUCGACCUUUUAGUUCCAUUAGUUCUUGGUGGUUGAGGAAGAGAUAAACACUCUUGCUGUCCUGUUAAAAGAGUUUGCGUUGUGUGUGUGAGAGAGUGUGUGGGUGGGUAUGCAUGCACAUAGCAUCUGGUGUUCUGGUAUUUUUCUUGAUGGAGAAAAAGAAAACCAGAGUGUGCUGACCAUCUGGCCUGAAUCCAGAAAUGAGAGAUGGUCAAUGCCCAGCCAAGAUGCGUGGCUAGAAUUUAGGAAUGUCCAGACAACUAGAGCCUCGCUUCUAGCAAUGUUCAAAAGCACAUAUCCAACCCCCUUCUUUCUUUGCUAGACCAGAUCAGCCAGUCUCCUUGGCAGGGACCUGAAAAUGUUACUAGCCCUUUAGCUCAGACUUUCCCCUCCUUUUUAAAAAGCUUAGUAUAAUAAUAAUAAUAAUAAAGGCUUCAUGCCUCAAACAGUUCCUGGGGAAAACAUUUGAGACACCUUGUGGCCAUUGUAGGAUGACUCAAGAGACGGCUGAAAACGUGUCGCGUGGAUUUUGUGUUUCUGUAGUUGGUAGGACUUGCAAACAUUGCUCAGAUCUUGCAGAGUCUAUCCAUCUGUAAUAUGGUCUGCCUCUUUUCCUACUGUCUUACCAAGCGUUAUUGCCUUUUCUAGGGAGUCUAAUGAAGACAUAUCCGAAGUACAACAGUCUCAAAUUUAGUCAUCUUGGAUUCUAGGGAGAGCUCAGGCUUGACUUGCUCUAGGACAGUGGUUUUCAAGCUUUGGUCUUCCAGAUGCUUUGGAUUUCAGUUCCCAGAAUUUCUGAGCAUUGGCCAUACUGGUUGGGUCUCCUGGGAGUUGAAGUCUAAAACAUCUGGAGGUUCAAAGAUUGAGAACCACUGCUCUAGGACCCAUUUAUUUGUUUUUCUAGCAGUCCUUGGUAUCUGCAGAACUCUUUUCCUGCACAGCACCUCAAAUGAGUUGAUUCUCUUUCUGUUCGUGGCCUAUAUUGAAGUGCUAGAGUAGAUCUCAUCACUUCAGUGAUUACAAACUUCACACCAAACAUGUGGAAAAUUGCAAAAACGCACUGACCCCUUCCAAGAACCCCAGAAGGCUGUAUUACCCCCCAAAUGCCUCCCAUUUUCUUCUACCAUCUUUCUCAAAAUGCCAACAAGCAGUGACACUUUGCACCCUGUGGCCAUUUGGAGAGGGACUGCAGAUGACAAUAGAGGCUUGCUGGGAUCUUGUAGGGCAGCAAAUCCGGUCUGGAUUUUAGCCCAGAUUUUUAAGGCACUGUCCAAGGUACUCCUUUAAAGUUCAGGCCAAGUCCAAGAACAGAUUUACUUCCUCUACUAGGUUAAAAAGCCACCAGUUGUCACAUGGGCUGGACCAUACUGUUUAGAGAACACAAUAACAAUAGAUAGAACAAUAGAGGAAAUACUGGAUUUCAGGGGACUUUGGAGUAGACUUUGCACAGGGUUGAAGCACAGGAUUAACCCUCUGUUUCCAAACUGAGUCCCCAGUCUUCAAAAUACGACUCUUUUUCUGACUCUAAUUGAAACACUUGGCUCUUGCUUGUUUGUAGUCUUGUCCAUCAUUCUCAUGUGCCGCAUUUAAACUCUUAAGACGAGAAGCAUUUGAGCAGUCAACAUGACAUUUACUACAUGCGCUCAAGAUGCACUCUGCUUUUCAACAAUGACAUUGUAUUUGGUUGGCACUUUUACAACACAGUUUAGGGCUGGGCUGCUAGCUCCGAUGAAGCUCUGCCUUGGGCAAAAAUGGUGAAGCACAUGUGUGUGUGUGUGUGUGUGUGUCAGCUCUGUAUGUCUGCGAGAACAACCUGGCUUUUGAAUGUUUCAGCUUGUACAGGACUUUCAUUAUGUAGCACCAAUUAGACUGUAUGCGUUAUCUGUCCUGGAAUCUCUUUUUAGCCGUACUUCCUUGGCUACUGUACAAGACCUAGGCUGUUGCCACCGGUUUAGGAGUCACUUGCUGGCCCUCUGACUCUUUGAGGCAUACAUUGAUCUUAUACGGCUGCUGGCAGGUGUACCAGAUUGCCUCGAGCAACUAUUUUUACCUUUUAUUUCUUGCUAAGUGGCUGGCGAAACAGUUUUUGUGUUGUUUUAGUUAACGUAUUGAACAAAGUUGCAGGACACUUUAUUACGAUGAUAAUCAUUUGCAUUUCACUUGCUGUAGAGAUACAGCCUGCGCUAUCAGUUCGUAGCAGUAACUUGCAGAAGGAAUUGGAAAAUCUGUCAGAGGCCAGUAGGACAUCUAACCAGGGCAGCAGUUAAAAGAUGGAAAAGUGGUCUGGAGUAAGCUGUUUGCAACUCGCUACCAAGGCUCCAGCAAAGACUUAUUUUUUUAUGAAAGAAGUCAGAUUCACAUUUGCAUCUGAAGCCAGUUGCAGACUGGUCUUAAGGCGGCAGGAUGGAGGCUGGGUUUGCAAGGGCAUCAGUGGCACAACGCAAAGACCUUCCACAAACCCAAGCACAAUAGGGAGGAGGCAGGUGGUAUCCUAAGUAAGACUAUUUUCUAGGGUAGAGCAAGAAAUUAAGUAGCCCCCUUUUAUAUCCACUAGCAAAUUUUGAGCUGCGUGGUUAAAAAUGUUUAAUAUAGCCUUAUACAGUAUAUAUUUCCUUAUUUAUGUAACUUCUUUUGUUAGCCAGAGGAGGUAUUUAAAUUUUUGUCUUAAAACGGGGCUUGGGGUUGUUGUUGUUUCUUUGGAAAUUUUGAGGAUUUCAUGACAGGGGGGUGUUUAAAACACACACAAAACUAAUGAAGCUGGAUUUGGGGAGUUGCAAAUGAUACAACCCAAAUGAGAGGAAACUCAGCCCUAAUUCAGCAUGUCCUUAAUCAGUUGCCAAUGGAAAAGGGCUAAAUUUUGGCUGGAUUGUACCCACCGUACCUGAAAUACUGGAGUCUCAAUGUUCCCCCUCACUUUCGUUCUCUCAUCUUUGACGCAUCACAUCUAUUCCUGGUGCUGCUGUGGAACAUCUCUUAUUUUUGAUAGACUUGAACAGAGACCCUUGCUAACCUUGUUGAAAAAGAAGAGCUGGAUCACUGCAAUCCUUGUUGCAUUUUCCUGCCCAGGAGUGACAUACUUUAGAAGUAUCCCGUUUGAUAUGGAUUAAAUGGGUUGGCUCCCUUCCUUGCAACCCAUUCCUCUGCAUUUGGGGGUCACUUGCUUCAAGGGGGCGCAAUGGUCAGGACUGUCCUACGUUGCUUUUACAAACUUUAAAUGGAAAUGUUUCUCCCCAGCUCUGAAAGAAGUGGUUUUCUGCCAAUGUUUUCUUUGUUUCUUCCUUCUUUUAUACCUGAGAAUUGUGCAUUAAUGAACCUUUGCUUGUCUUCUAUGGGUCUUUAGCCUGCUAAGCUUAUUUUUUAUUAAAAGCCUAUAUCAUCCGUUUCUUAUGAAAAGA
Sceloporus undulatus (fence lizard) is the source of this 5925-nucleotide messenger RNA. It is a transcript of the gene SMAD3, whose product is annotated as SMAD family member 3. Gene Ontology annotation, molecular function: DNA-binding transcription factor activity, RNA polymerase II-specific; RNA polymerase II cis-regulatory region sequence-specific DNA binding; I-SMAD binding. Gene Ontology annotation, biological process: regulation of transcription by RNA polymerase II; BMP signaling pathway; cell differentiation. The record is from RefSeq and is a predicted model, not a curated record. Gene Ontology annotation, cellular component: heteromeric SMAD protein complex. The transcript has 9 exons. Bases 81 to 1361 code for a protein of 426 amino acids. Lineage: Eukaryota; Metazoa; Chordata; Lepidosauria; Squamata; Phrynosomatidae.